Messenger RNA from Cucurbitaria berberidis CBS 394.84, 2010 nucleotides. RefSeq lists its product as uncharacterized. Gene Ontology annotation, molecular function: acetate CoA-transferase activity; acetyl-CoA hydrolase activity. The coding region runs from base 245 to 1861 and encodes 538 amino acids. NCBI's taxonomy places the organism in Eukaryota, Fungi, Ascomycota, Dothideomycetes, Pleosporales, Cucurbitariaceae. Gene Ontology annotation, biological process: acetate metabolic process. Gene Ontology annotation, cellular component: mitochondrion. The record is from RefSeq and is a predicted model, not a curated record. The transcript has 4 exons.
UCGGGGGGGUCUUGGAACCACUUAGUCAGAACUCUGCAUGAUUUAAAUACUUCCCUUGUGCCCCAGACUUUGAACUCCAUCCCCCUUGGGCAAAUCUCCACUCUACCACUUUGUUUUUUUCCCUGUUGUGUACCUUGCUUGCGUCGAGCUCUACCCUCAAAGCUUGUCGGCGCAGCUAAUUUUUUGAUCGAUUGGAAGAUAAGAUAACGCGUCGUAGAGGACUUUGGAGAAAUACCAAGGCACCAUGUCUGUUUCAGCAGCACUCAAGAGCAGGGUUAGGAGGCCGAGUUAUCUGAAGAAGAUUGCCAAAGCUGAGGACUUGCUUCAUCACUUUCCCAAUGGCGCGUACGUUGGCUGGAGUGGCUUCACAGGUGUUGGAUAUCCCAAGAAGAUCCCCACCGCCUUGGCGGACCAUGUUGAGAAGAACAACCUCCAAGGACAACUCAAGUACAAUCUAUUUGUCGGCGCGUCCUCAGGCGCGGAAACGGAGAACCGAUGGGCGCGUCUAAAUAUGAUUGAGCGCCGGUCGCCGCAUCAGGUUGGCAAGGAGAUUGCAAAGGGCAUCAACAACGGUAACAUCAACUUCUUCGACAAGCAUUUGAGCAUGUUUCCCGUGGACUUGAUGUACGGGUUCUAUACGCUCAACAAACCCAAUAACAAACUGGAUGUUACUAUUGUAGAAGCAUCCGCCAUUACAGAAGAUGGUGGAAUCAUUCCCGGAGCCAGUGUCGGCGCAUCACCAGAACUCAUCCAAAUGGCCGACAAGAUCAUCAUCGAAGUCAACACUGCAGCUCCGUCCUUCGAAGGCCUACAUGAUAUUACUAUGACGGAUCUCCCACCUCGCCGAAAGCCGUAUCUCAUCAUGUCUCCUGAGGAUCGAAUUGGCACCCCGCACAUCCCCGUUGACCCUGAGAAGGUCAUUGCAAUCGUGGAAAGCGACUACCCUGAUCAAACGCAGCCCAACGCAGCUGAAGACGAUACCUCGAGGGCUAUUGCAUCGAAUCUGAUUGAGUUCUUGAAACACGAAGUGAAGCAUGGCCGAUUGCCAGAAAACCUCCUGCCCCUCCAGAGUGGCAUCGGAAACAUUGCCAACGCGGUCGUUGGAGGCCUCGCGUCCGGUGGCGCAAACUUCAAGAACCUCAAAGUAUGGACAGAGGUCCUCCAGGACUCCUUCCUUGAUCUCUUCGACUCUGGCAACCUCGAUUUCGCCACUGCAACAUCGAUUCGCUUCUCACCUGAUGGGUUUGAGCGUUUCUACAAGAAUUGGGACCAGUAUGCGCCGAAGCUCCUUCUACGCUCGCAACAAGUUUCCAAUAGUCCGGAGAUUAUCAGACGGUUGGGCGUUAUUGGUAUGAACACGCCGGUCGAGGUGGAUAUCUAUGCGCAUGCAAACUCGACUUGUGUGAUGGGCAGCCGUAUGCUGAACGGCCUCGGUGGAUCUGCCGACUUCUUGCGAUCGGCCAAGUACUCAAUCAUGCAUACGCCGUCGACGCGCCCCUCCAAGACCGACCCCACAGGUGUAUCCUGCAUCGUGCCCAUGUGCACACAUAUCGACCAGACGGAGCACGACCUCGACGUCGUCGUUACGGAGCAAGGACUCGCCGAUGUUCGUGGUUUGAGUCCGAGGGAAAGGGCCAGGGUGAUUAUCGCGAAAUGCGCGCAUCCUGACUACAGGCCUAUCCUUGAGGAUUACUUCAACAAGGCCGAGUUUGAGUGCUUGAGGAAGGGAUGGGGACAUGAGCCACACUUGCUGUGGAACAGCUUCGACAUGCACAAGCACCUCAACGAGAAGGGCACCAUGAAACUGCCGAGCUGGGAUUGGAGGAGUAGCGAGGAGGGGAUGAAGACUGAGAAGCUAUAGAUGAAUAGCGGCAGAGGAAGUCACGCAACACUAGAUAGGCCAUUCUGAUGUACACUAGUAUAUAGAAACUGAAGUUUGUUAAGGCCUUCCACGAGAGUAUAGAGAAAGGAGCUAUGACCUCUCUCGGCUACACUUGCCUCGGCCCUCGU